AUGGAGGAAUGUGAAUUUAAAGAGCAUUUUCGAGUAAAUCGUAACACAUUUAAUUUCCUAGUUAAUAAAUUGCACCUACAUUUAGGCAAAACUACCACAACUAUGCGAGAACCUAUUUCAUUAGUAAAACGUGUUGCAGUUGCAUUACAUUAUUUAGCUUCAUGUGAAGAGUAUUGUGUUGUGUCUAGCCUUUUUGGCAUAGGAAAGUCAACAGUAAAUUUAAUUGUUCAUGAAUUUAUUAAUGCUGUUAAUGACAUUUUGCUCCCUAAAUAUGUUAAAUUUCCAUUGUCAGUGGAAAAUUUAAAUAAACAUAGUAGAGAUUUCGAAGCUAUUCUUGGUUUUCCACAAUGCGUUGGAGCUGUUGAUGGAUGCUACAUCCCUAUUUCAGCCCCUAAAGAUCAAAAUUCUUCUUUGAAAGCCAAUUUAGAAUCAAAUCUAUUUGAUAAAUGUUGUAAAGAGCUGGGCAAUUCUCUUGUUGCGCUAUGUUUCAUAGGUGAUUCAGCAUUUCCUUUAACGCGUCAUUUGUUAAAACCUUAUCCUUAA
This is a messenger RNA of Hydra vulgaris (swiftwater hydra), 543 nucleotides long. RefSeq lists its product as uncharacterized. NCBI's taxonomy places the organism in Eukaryota, Metazoa, Cnidaria, Hydrozoa, Anthoathecata, Hydridae. The record is from RefSeq and is a predicted model, not a curated record.